This is a messenger RNA of Chenopodium quinoa (quinoa), 2804 nucleotides long. RefSeq names its product lysM domain receptor-like kinase 3. NCBI's taxonomy places the organism in Eukaryota, Viridiplantae, Streptophyta, Magnoliopsida, Caryophyllales, Amaranthaceae. The record is from RefSeq and is a predicted model, not a curated record. The coding region runs from base 382 to 2379 and encodes 665 amino acids. Gene Ontology annotation, biological process: innate immune response; protein phosphorylation. Gene Ontology annotation, molecular function: ATP binding; transmembrane receptor protein kinase activity. The transcript has 11 exons.
UGCCUCGCGACUAAUUAGAUUCGUAAAUUAAUUUAAACAGUUCCACUUAAACCCCAAGUCACCCCCUUCAAAUAAACUCCUCACUAGUAAAAGUGUAAAACUGUACUGUUUUAUUUAAUGUUCAACCCCAAAAAUAGACAGACCCCCUUUUUGCAGUGACCCCUGUAUUCACAAAACAGCUCAUUCUUACUCACCAUCACCAACACAAAACCACCUUACACACCUACAACAACAAACAAUAGCAGUAUUACUAUGCUCUUAUUCUUCUUCAAACCCCCUUAAUAUUGCAAGCAAUUAAUUCCUCAUUUUCUCUCAAAUUUCAUCAACCCCAUCUCACUAAAUCAAUCACAAUCAACCCACAAAUCCAAACUCACAAAAAAGAUGAAAUCUUUACACUUCAAUUCAAUCUCCAUCUUCAUUCUCUCACUACUUUCUCUCUCUACACUUCCUACAUCAAUAUCAUCAACACAACCCAUGAAUUGUUCUGACUCUGGCAGAGUCUGUGCUUCAUUCUUAGCUUUAAAACCCACCUCAAAUCUGACUCUGCCAUUAAUCCAAAGUAUGUUUGAUGUCCUCCCAAAAGAUGUAACAGUUGAAAAUAGUGAUAAAGAUUUCAUCUUUGUCAGAAAAAACUGUUCUUGUCACCCUAGAUUGAGAGAUUAUUUAACAACAACAACAUUUACAGUGAGAAAUGGUAGUGGAUUAGUGAAUGAUUUGGUGAAUGAUGCAUAUCAGGGUUUGGCUUUGAUACAGAAUAACAGUAAUAGUAGGAUGGCAAGGGUUAAUGAAGUGGUUUCAGUGAGGUUGUUAUGUGGGUGUUCAAGUGGAUUGUGGAAUUAUUUGAUGAGUUAUGUUAUGAAAGAUGGGGAUACUCUUUCUUCUUUGUCUAGUAGAUUUGGGGUUAGUAUGGAUAGUAUUGAGCAAGUUAAUGGGAUUGAUAAUCCUGAUAAUAUUACUGUUGGACAACUUUAUUAUAUUCCUUUGAAUUCAGUUCCUGGCGAUCCAUAUCCAAUAGAGACGAGUAAGCCUCCAGCUCCAGAGCCUGCUCCAUCAGUCGCUGAUGUCAAAGAAAACAAAACAAGUCACAAGGAGCAUAUGCCUUCUGGAUGGAUACUAGGAGGCCUGGGAGUUGGUUUAGCUGUGGUUGUUAUACUUGUACUCUUUAUUGUUGUGUUCAAAUCGUCAAUCUGCUCCCAGAGUGAGCAAGAAGGUCAUGCAAAAGAUCCUAGUGAGAGACGUGCACACAAGUUUCAUGUUCUGCGGAAUACUAGUUUCUGUUGUGCUUCUAGAAGGUUCUGCAGUAGAUCUGAUGAUUGGAAACAAAGUGUUGUUGAACCAAACAACCAACAUCAAAUAAACAUUCCUAAAGCCAUAGGCAACGACGCUUUUGAAGUGGAAAAGCCGGUUACCUUCACCUAUGAAGAUAUCCUUGCUUCAACGGAAGGAUUCUCUGAAUCAAAUCUUAUUGGGCAUGGAGCUUAUGGUUCGGUAUAUUAUGGUCUUCUCCAUGACCAGGAGGUAGCAAUCAAGAGAAUGACUGCAACUAAAACUAAAGAAUUUCUGACAGAGAUGAAAUUGUUAUGUAAGGUUCAUCAUACAAAUUUGGUGGAGUUGCUUGGUUAUGCAGCCACUGAUGAUGAGCUCUUUGUUAUAUACGAGUAUGCACAAAAAGGUUCGCUGAAGAGCCAUUUACAUGAUUCUCAUAAUAAAGGGCAUACAUCUCUUUCAUGGAUUAUGAGGGUUCAGAUAGCUCUUGAUGCUGCUAGAGGCUUAGAGUAUAUUCAUGAGCACACAAAAGCUCAUUAUGUUCAUCGAGAUAUUAAAUCAAGCAAUAUCUUGCUUGAUGGAGCCUUUAGGGCAAAGAUAUCAGACUUUGGGCUGUCAAAACUUGUUGGUACAGCUGGUGAUAUAGAAGCUUCGGCAACAAGAGUAGUUGGGACUUAUGGUUACUUAGCUCCUGAGUACUUGAGCAAUGGCCUUGCCACAACCAAAAGUGAUGUUUUUGCUUUUGGUGUGGUUCUUUUUGAGUUAAUAUCUGGGAAGGAAGCUGUAAUAAGAACUGAAAGCACGCCUAAAGGUCCAGAAAGGCGAUCACUUGUUUCGAUCAUGUUGGCUGUACUGAGGCAUGUGCCUGAUUCAAUGGGCAUGUCAAACUUGAGGGACUACAUUGAUACCAAUCUAAUGGAUUUGUAUCCACAUGACUGUGUAUAUAAGGUGGCCAUGUUGGCAAAGCAAUGUGUUGAUGAUGAUCCCAUCUUGCGACCAGACAUGAAGCAAAUCGUGAUAGCUCUUUCGCAAAUCCUUCUUUCUUCUGUGGAAUGGGAAGCAACACUCGCUGGGAACAGCCAAGUAUUCAGUGGGCUUGUUCAAGGACGAUGAAAGAGGACUAGUGUGUCAAUCACUGCAUUUUGAUAUUGAAUCUCGAAAUCUCAGCUCUUAAAUGUUCAAAGUUUUCUCAAUUUUGCUUGUAUCUAAUGUGUACAGUAGCAGAGGGCUAUGAUGGUAGUGAAUUAGUGAUUCCACUUAUCCAUUUGGCUUCAAUUUUUGCGCUCUCACAAAAUCUCAAAAUCUGUAAGAAAUGUUCAAUUCAUUGAACAUUGAUAGCUGUAAUAGAAUUUCUCAGAUGUAUUAGUCAGGCCGUAUACCGUGUUUUGUAUAUACAAAUAUCUUGUUCUGUCCUUAUAGUAAGGCAUGUACCAAUCAGGCCUAAGUUUUAUAGAUUAAAGGGCACCAGUGUUUUAUACUUUUAUGUUGUACAGUAGAUAACAUAGAAAAACAGCUAUUACUAAGAUUAUGCUUCUCUA